AUGGAGUAUCUCGGAAAUCUUUUCGAAUGGGCCCGCGACCGGGUGCUCGAAUGGCAGGGCUUUGACGAUGAUUGGCCUUAUACUGCAUCGCCGGCUCAGAGUGAGGGUCAUGGAUCACAGUCUGAAGACAAUGAUAAUCAGGAAGCUCAGUCUGGCGAUGAAGACAUGCUCGAUGAAGAGCAUUUGCAGGAGUUCCGAGCUGGCAAUGUCUCCAAUGGUACCAAUAUGGCGACGACGGGUGGCGGAAAACGACGAGAAGUACACUCAGGCGGAGUUGCAAGUGGUUUUCUCUCCCGAAAUGGUCAACGACAGGGCAAUCCAGUUUCACCAGGAAACAAUCGAGGCUCCAGGACUCCACCUCCACCUCCGCCUCCACCGGUGACCACUCAACGUCUGGACGAAGAGGAUGAUGAGUUGCCCCCUCUUUCGGCACACUACUUUGAAAGACAUGACCAAGCGUUGAAGGCGCAUGAGGCCACCAUGAAACGACGUCGGGAGGAAGAGCGACACGAUCGUGAUUUCUCCAAGCGUCGAAGAUAUGGCAUCUUCCGGAAUCAACGGAACGCGUGGCAUACAGAGGGAACGGCGGAAUUCCCACCGGCACCUCCAGUCACGAUCGAAAGGGAGGAUUAUGAGUUCUACCGGGUUUGGAAAGAUGAAGCAAGGAGGAACGGGCGGCGAUCUGCACAGCCUGGUCACCGCUCACCAAGGACUGUUAACGUUGGGGGAGACUCUCGUGUCGAGCAGCUGCGAAAGCAAAGGCAGGAAUUGCUUGAGCUUGCGAAGAAAGCCCAGCAGAACAGCCAGCAAACUCCGUCUCCACCGAAACAACCUACAGGUGAUAACAACAAUCGCGGUCGUCCAUCAUCCCCACCAGGUCAAGGUCCAACCUCGCCAAGAUCGGGCUCGAAGGCUGCAUCUCCACAGCAGGGACCUUCGACACCAGGUGGGUGGUCGAAUGUACCGCAGACGCCGCCCAAGUCAAACACGCCUCAGCAACCUCCUCCCAAGACUUCGCUCGAGUCGACCACGCCGCCGGGAUCUCCUCCCAAACGAAACGCGACUCCGCCAAAGGAGCCCAGCCCCAAGAAGAAGAGAAAGCCAAUUGAUGACCUUCGAAUUGAUGGGACAGAGAAGCUCGGUUUCGGCAAUGCUACACAGACUGGUGGCGAUGCUGAUCCUGAAGCUGGGAAAGGGAAGGGUAGGAAGACUUCGCCACCGCGGGAGACUGGUCCUGGUCAGCCGCCGUCGAGACCUAGACGACCACGUCGUACUGGUCGGAAACUGGAAGUUGAAGUUGACUUCAUCAGUGAGGACGGUAUACUUGCAUGUGAAUCACAAGGCUUCGGGCCAGAAAUCACAGAGGGCGAGGACCUGCAAUGCUUAUGUUAUGCAAUCAGAGCAUCGAUUGAGGCCCAGCAUCCUGGAGACGACAUCCCUGACAUGGCCGAGUGCCAGCGAACCAUGGUCAGAGGCUUGCCCAAAGAUGUGAGAGAUGAGUUUCUGGAACCGUAUAAAGACAGUCGGUUUGACGCCAGGUCUGGAGGCCGGAACUUCACCGGGGAGGAGGCGUUCAGAGGCAUUUCUAUGCUGGGCUACCAGCUUUUGCUCGUUGUCGAGGCCUCCAGCCGUCCACAAGCAUAUGUGAGAGAUCAAGGCCCAGAUCAAGACUUUCCCCCAACCAAGGGAUACCUCGUCCUGCACUGGUCCGACCGUGUCUACUACAAGGGACAUUUCUCUUCCAUCGGGCCGAAGACCACGAGACCGCUGCGUGUCGGUAAGACGAGACCGCUGUCACCGGGUACGCAGGCCGCCAGAGGCUUGAUCAAUGCUGGAAAGCGUGGGGAGACGCCUGACAAGACAUCUCCAUCUGGUGAGAAACAGUCUGCCAAGUCUGCAACAACUUCUAUCACUCCGGAGAGGCAGGCCUUGUUUCGAGAUGGCCUGUCUGAGCUCGUACACCAGUCAAGGUUCACGAAUGGAGUCACGUUGAAUGUAGUCGCCGCAGCCGUGAACUGGAAUCUUCGCUGGCGACCAGAUCGCGCCUCUUCCACACAUGUGAACUUCACUGGAGACGAAGCGCAAACGAUCCUGACAGCUCUAUCAGGUGCCAACGACCUAGUGGAGUAUCCAGUACGCGGCGAUCAUGGUCGCGUCCGUCAACACAGAGACCUGCCUGAACAGUGCCUGGGUAGCGAAUGCCCCUGCGACUCACAGAUCAGCAAGGGGAAGUUACCGCCGCAGUCCAGAAAAGGCGAAUCAUCCAGUCAAAGUCAAGGUCGCCGCAACUCACCGCCAGCCUCAACUCAACCUCAAACCCAGCUCUCCGUCGGCCGCCUGGCAACGUAUCGCGGCGCCCUCGCCAAGAUCAUGGACCAUCUAGAGCAUGCUGACAAAUACUACAACACCGGCGUGAAAGACGCCCGAGUCCUCGUCCGCAUCAACGCCCAUCUAAGGCGACAAACUGUCGCUGGAAGUGAAGCAGCCCCAGUCUACGACGAAGACGAAAGUAAAACUUGCCUCACAGCCCUCGCCGAGCAAGGCGACAUGAUCCGAUACCCCGUCAACGGGGACCUGGUCCAACGCAUCCGUCCUGGCGAGCCUAGAUCACCACGUCGCAAGGAUAAUACAAUCAAGGCGGACAACAUUGGCGGCGCACUGGCUGGUACUUUCGGUCCUAAGGCGAUGGGUACGAAGCCUGCUAGUUCGAAGGGGGAGGGGAAGAGUCCUCCACCAGAAACCCGUUCGAACCAGGAGACGACUGGAAGGAAGCGUAAGAGCGCCGAUGCACCCGCUGCCGCUGCCAACGCCAACAAAAAGCAGAAUUCUGGUCCACCGCCAUCCAAGUCGCAAGGCACAACGAAGAAGAAGGGUGUUUGGGGAGGUGGUCUUGCUAAGAAACUGGAGAAGCAGCCCUUUCAGUGA
Messenger RNA from Fulvia fulva, 2925 nucleotides. RefSeq lists its product as uncharacterized. The record is from RefSeq and is a predicted model, not a curated record. The transcript has a single exon. Lineage: Eukaryota; Fungi; Ascomycota; Dothideomycetes; Mycosphaerellales; Mycosphaerellaceae. The coding region runs from base 1 to 2925 and encodes 974 amino acids.